AAUCACACCUUUUUUUUCUUUCAUUUUCCUUUCCUUUCCUUUCCUUUGUUCGAAAUGCGCCUUUCAAUCUUGGCCUGUACUGCAUUGGCAUUUGUUUCCUCUGCUUCUGCUGCUAGCACCAUGAAGACAUACAGUGUUUCUUGUGAUAAAACUUACACUGUUCUCCAAGGUGAUACUUGUAGUGUCAUUGCUCGUGAAUUUGGUAUUUACACCAGCCAACUCAAGAAAUGGAACCCUUCCAUUAAUUCCAAGUGUACCAAUUUAUACAUUGAUCAGAUUCUCUGUCUGAGUGCCCCUAAGACAUCGAGCACCACUGUUCCUGUUGGUGCUGGUAGUUCUUGUACUUCUGGAUCUUAUGGUCUAGGCAAUGGUGAUGGCUACAGUGGUUACUGUUGCAAGAACCAAGCUGACUGUCUAGAUGAUUGUAUCAGUGGUGUCUGUAACGGCCCCGUUGCUCCUAGUGGCUCUUCCGGUUCUUCCAGCUCUUCCGGUUCUUCCAGCUCUUCCGGUUCAUCUACCACUUGUACUUCUGGAUCUUAUGGUUUAGGCAAUGGUGAUGGCUACAGUGGUUACUGUUGUAAGAACCAAGCUGACUGUCAAGAUGAUUGUAUCAGUGGUGUCUGUAACGGUCCUACUGCUCCCGGUGGCUCUUCCGGUUCUUCCGGUUCUUCCGGUUCAUCUACCACUUGUACUUCUGGAUCUUAUGGUUUAGGCAAUGGUGAUGGCUACAGUGGUUACUGUUGUAAGAACCAAGCUGACUGUCAAGAUGAUUGUAUCAAUGGUGUCUGUAACGGUCCUACUGCUCCCGGUGGCUCUUCCGGCUCUUCUGGUGGCGGUUCUGGUACUUCUUCUACUGGUAAGGUUGUUCAAAUCAGUUCCAGCAAGGACUUCUGUUUGUUCUUGCCUUCUUCUCCUGGUAACAAGGCCGAAAACGAUGGUAAGGUCGAUACUAAUGCCAUUGCUGAUUCUGAAAAGUCUGCUGUUGCUUUCUGUACUAAGCCUAAUGUCAAUGCUCCUAAUGCCGGUCUCUUCCCUGACGGUUUCAUCCAAACUGCUAGCUACCAAACCAAGACGGACGAUGGUUUCGUUCAAGUCCGUGGUACCAUUGAUGUCUCCAAGUACGACUUGAGUUCUAAGGAUGAAGGAGGUCAAUACGAUAACCACGGUUCUGGCUCUCCUCCUGGUUCUAGCUGUGCUGGUUACCGUUACUACGUCAAUUUGAUUGAACCUGAUAGUGGUGAUUUCUGUAUUCGUUGUUGUAUGACCUACAGUGACUGUAAUGCUGGUCGUAGUGCCUAUGGUUGUGACCGUGUUGUUCCUGCUCUUUAAAUUAAUGCAUAAUAAAUUAUUACACAUUUUCUUUUAAUAUUUAACGAUAAGAUAAAUGCUCCCCCCCCCUUUUUUUGAAUGCAAGAUAAAUC
Messenger RNA from Gilbertella persicaria, 1421 nucleotides. RefSeq lists its product as uncharacterized. The record is from RefSeq and is a predicted model, not a curated record. The transcript has 4 exons. Bases 55 to 1329 code for a protein of 424 amino acids. NCBI's taxonomy places the organism in Eukaryota, Fungi, Mucoromycota, Mucoromycetes, Mucorales, Choanephoraceae.